UGCAAGUGCAACAUCUCGCCUCUCAUCAUACACUCCAUAUCUCUUCACAACAACGCAAUCAUUACAUCAACCACUUUAAUUCAACAUCCAUCCUCCCCACCUUAGCCCGUCCCUCACAUCAACUUUCCAACCUGCAGCUGUCAACCAGUCAUCCCACCCAGACGCAUCACACCACAUGCAUGCGUCUCACAUCACCUCACACACUUAGCCUGCCGCGCACAAAGCAAACGAGCAGUCGCAGCGCAACGACGUCUCCCUUCAUAAGCAACAUGUCGAGCAAGAACGACUUCAUGUGGCUCGAUUGGAUCCAAAAUGGACAAACAACGACACACACAGUCGACGAACGACCCUCCAACGGACAAACACAGCCAAUGGAAUCAACUCCUCUCGUACAGCAUCGACACCCAAAGAGGCAAAAGUGCAAACGACUCAAAAAGAUGGUGAAACUGUGCGUGAUCGGAACUCUGAUGGCUGUCGUGGUCGUUACUUCGAUUGUCUUUGCUUUUCAUCCGGAGAGCAGCGAGGAGCCACAUUUUCUUGUCGUGUCUCAUGGACAGCCGGCAGUUUUAAGUAUUUCUGAUGAACAUGUUUAUCCGUAUUUGUUUGCAAGAGUCAGCGGGCCAUUCACACAAACAGGCCAUGUAAAUCACAGUGUGACUAUUUGGAUCAGAGAUGAGUCUCAGUCUCGCGUGUUGUCAUCUCACACGUUGUAUGUCAAGUGGCCUUACCGGAUGGACACAUUGAAGGGACAUCUGUACAUGGAAGAUGAACCACACAAGCUCACAUUCGAGACAGGAGAGAUGACAGGGAAGAAUAAGUCUUGGAGCUUUGUUGUCGUGUCGACUGAAGAGCAACCGAUUGUACUGGCGCUGGCAUAUCACGGAUCUGCAGCAUCAAGACAAGUUGCAAUCAUCUGUGCUGGUCUUAUUCUCAUCUUCGUUUACAUUCUCAUCGUAUUUGAACUCGUUCAUCGCACAGUUGCAGCAAUGAUCGGAUCUCAAAUGGCACUGAUGGUACUUGCAGUACUAAACCAAAGACCAACACUUGAGACUGUUGUCAGCUGGAUCGAUUAUCAAACGAUUUGUCUUCUCUUUGGAAUGAUGACUAUCGUCGCAAUAUUCUCUGGCUCUGGGUUUUUUGACUACAUCGCUCUCAAGAGCUACAAGUUGGCUAAAGGGCAAGUAUGGCCUCUUAUCACGAUGCUCUGCUUGUUCUCAGGAAUCGUGUCUGCAUUUCUGGACAACGUUACAACUAUCCUACUGAUGACACCAGUUACUAUAAGACUUUGUCAGGUGCUCAAUCUUGAGCCAACAAAUAUUCUAAUUGCUGAAGUUCUUUUCUCAAAUAUUGGUGGAACAGCAACAGCUGUCGGUGAUCCUCCAAAUGUGAUUAUUGUUUCAAGUCGGCAUAUCAGAUCACAGAACAUCAACUUUUCUGUCUUCACCUUGCAUUUGUCUAUUGGCAUUGUGUUCUGCAUGAUUUCGGGAUACAUUAUGUUAAGAAUAAUGUACAGAAAUUUGAAUUUACAAAACGUCGACUCACAGAAAGUUGCUGAAUUGAAACAUGAAGCUGAAGUUUGGAGAAUAACAGCAAACAGAGUUCCUGCAAUUUCUGCCGAGGAAAGUGCAGUACAAGAAUUGUUGCUGCAAAAGGCGACAGCGGUUGAAGAAGAAAUUGACAUGUUGAAGUUGGAACAUAAAAAAUCUGGUGAUGACACAUGGAAAGAGCAACUGGAAACGCUAGAACAAAAAUAUCGCAUCACUGACAAGCCUCUUCUGAUCAAGAGCAGCGUCGUUCUGGGAUCAGUCAUUCUCUGUUUCUUCACAUAUUCGUUUGUCAGUAAUGUGCAUAUUGAAAUAGGAUGGAUUGCUGUACUGGGAGCUGUGUGGCUGAUUGUGUUGACGGAUGUACAGAAGCUUGAGUUUCUACUGGAAAAGAUUGAAUGGGCAACACUCUUGUUCUUUGCAGCUCUCUUUAUACUCAUGGAGGCUCUCAAAGAGCUGGGGCUCAUGCAGUUCAUCGCAGACCAUGCAUGUGACCUAAUCAGAAAAGUGCCUGAACAGCAUCAACUACUGGUUGCUAUCAUUGUCAUCCUGUGGGUCUCAGCAGUUGCCUCAUCGUUCAUUGACAAUAUCCCCUUUACGACAGCAAUGAUUCCUGUUGUAUUGAACUUGGGUGUGGAUCCUGAUCUCAAUUUGUCUCUUUCGCCUCUCGUUUGGUCUCUGGCUAUGGGCGCAUGUCUUGGGGGAAAUGGAACUUUGAUUGGAGCUUCAGCGAACGUUGUGUGCGCUGGGCUGGCAGAGCAGCAUGGCUAUCGAAUAUCCUUCAAUCACUUUUUCAAAUUUGGCUUUCCCAUGAUGAUCGUGACUGUCUUCACUGCAAUGACUUACCUCAUCAUCUGCCAUGCAGCCAUUGGAUGGAACGGACCAACAUAAUGUACAUACACCUACAGACAACUAAACAACUAAACUGUAUGGACCAUAAUUUGUUUAUUUGGCAUUCAAUAUCCAGGCAAUUAGACUAGAA
Molecule: messenger RNA, 2526 nt
Organism: Corticium candelabrum
Lineage: Eukaryota; Metazoa; Porifera; Homoscleromorpha; Homosclerophorida; Plakinidae
Product: P protein-like
Exons: 25
Coding region: 180-2435 (751 amino acids)
Biological process (GO): transmembrane transport
Cellular component (GO): membrane
Source: RefSeq, a predicted model, not a curated record